This is a messenger RNA of Fundulus heteroclitus (mummichog), 1842 nucleotides long. Its product is annotated as ras-related protein Rab-8B. Gene Ontology annotation, molecular function: GTP binding; GTPase activity. Lineage: Eukaryota; Metazoa; Chordata; Actinopteri; Cyprinodontiformes; Fundulidae. Bases 162 to 785 code for a protein of 207 amino acids. The record is from RefSeq and is a predicted model, not a curated record. Gene Ontology annotation, biological process: regulation of exocytosis; cellular response to insulin stimulus; protein secretion. Gene Ontology annotation, cellular component: endosome; plasma membrane; synaptic vesicle. The transcript is spliced from 8 exons.
UGACGUCAGCACCCCCGGCACCGGUCUGCUGUGAGCGGCCAGUCGUCUGCCCGACUCGGCAGCCCGACAGCUGCAGAUACCCUGCCGGGUUGGACUCCUCCAGCCCUGAGCCGAGCGGCCUUUUGUGAAAAACUCAAAGGGCGACACGGGACCCGUUAAAAAUGGCGAAAACGUACGACUACCUCUUCAAACUGUUGCUCAUAGGAGACAGCGGCGUCGGGAAGACAUGUCUGCUGUUCAGAUUCAGCGAGGACUCCUUCAACACCACCUUCAUAUCCACAAUAGGGAUUGACUUCAAGAUCAGAACCAUAGAGCUGGACGGAAAAAGAGUCAAACUGCAGAUUUGGGACACCGCAGGACAGGAGAGGUUUCGCACCAUCACCACAGCUUACUACAGAGGAGCUAUGGGAAUUAUGUUGGUCUAUGACAUCAGUAACGAGAAGUCCUUUGAUAACAUCAAAAACUGGAUUAGAAACAUUGAAGAGCAUGCCUCAUCUGACGUGGAGAAAAUGAUCCUGGGUAACAAAUGCGACAUGACUGACAGGAGACAGGUGUCGAAAGACAGGGGUGAAAAACUGGCUAUCGACUAUGGUGUGAAGUUUUUGGAAACUAGCGCAAAGUCUGGCUUAAACGUAGAGGAGGCCUUUUAUACUAUCGCAAGGGACAUAUUAAACAAUCUGUGCUCGAAGACGACUGAGAACAGCGGUGGAGGAACAGGGAAACCUGUGAAGAUCACAGAUAAGAAGUCGAAGAGGAUUAAAUUCUUCAAGUGUUCGCUCCUCUAAGCAGCGGGCGUCCGGCGGUCACAUCUCUAUCGUGACCUCGCUUGUUUUGGAGGACUCCUUCCUCUCGGGGCUUCCUCGCUGCAGCUGCACCAGCACCAGCACUGCUCCUGCACACACACACAGGGUCUCACUGCCACCAGAGGUCGCCGGUUCUUGGGCGGCCCGAGACGCUGCCCUGGUUUGCUGAUCAGAACUGUGUCGAUGGUAGACUCCGGCCCUGAUACUUUGCGUCCGCUCAUGCAAAAAGACUCGUGCAGGGGAUCGUAGCUUGCACCGCAGAGCCCGCUUUCAGUCGGCAAUAGUUCUGCUGGCGUUCAUAACAUGACAAUGUAUCGGUUGCACACUGUUGUCUUAUUAUUUUACAGACUGUAGCGCCAUUUUUAUAUUGCAUAUAUACAUACAUAUAUAUAUAUAAACUACCUAUUAGAAUUUCUAUGAAGAUGCUGUGAGGUUCAGGUUUCAGCAUUGACUGUUUGUGUGAAGUUCAUGUAUGUUAUUAAGCUUCUGGCCUUCUGUUGCACUGAAAUUAGUUCUGCUGCUAAGAGAAUUGUCAUAGAAUAGCUCAAAAUAAGCAAACAAAUGCAACCUGUGGUGUUCUAAUAUGUUUUAUUCAUUUUUUUUCUUAUGGAACCUACAUUUUGUACAGGUUUCGGUGUUAAAAUGAAACUGUGAAAGGAGUGUUUGUUUCUCGGAAGCGGGACUGAAUUCAUACUCUUAUACAAGUGUCUUUGUUUUUUGUUUUUUUUUGCAUGAAAGCAGUAGGGAGAUCCCUACGGGGGCUCAGUACUAAGCACAGAGUAUGUGGAAAAAAAGAAAAUGUUUACUGAUAGUGUUUGAAAAAUGUCAACCAUAUACAGAAUGUUGGUGUUUUUUUGUUCACACUGUGCAUGCACACAUUUUUUAUUUAUUUUUUACUGAAACAAGCCGUCUAGAAGGUUUCCCUUUUACAUGAAAACACAACAACUGGGGAAAAGAAACUGUAAUAUGACUGGUAGUCUUUGUAAGUUAUUGUAUGUUACAACCACUGAAAGCAGCAACAGUAAAGGAAAAAAAAAAA